AUCAUAAAGCUAACGAAGAGAAUUGAGAGAGAGAAGUAGAUAAAAACCUUCUCGGAGAUUUCACAGAAGAAACAAACUCGUCGGAGAAUUCAGUACUCACCGGAGAAGAAGAAGAAGAUGUCGUGGCAAUCAUACGUCGAUGAGCACCUUUUGUGUGAUGUCGAAGGCCACACGCUCACCGCCGCCGCAAUUCUCGGUCAAGACGGCAGUGUCUGGGCUCAGAGCGCCAAAUUUCCUCAGUUGAAGCCUCAAGAAAUCGAUGGAAUCAAGAAGGACUUUGAGGAGGCCGGGUUUCUUGCCCCAACCGGACUAUUUCUUGGUGGCGAAAAAUACAUGGUUAUCCAAGGUGAACAAGGAGCUGUCAUCCGAGGGAAGAAGGGACCUGGAGGCGUCACUAUCAAGAAGACAAACCAAGCUCUAGUCUUUGGCAUCUAUGAUGAACCAAUGACUGGAGGUCAAUGCAACUUGGUUGUGGAAAGGCUCGGGGAUUACCUCAUCGAGUCUGAACUCUAAACCAAGGUUUCGUUUCAGGUUCUUCUUAACUAAAAAGAGUGUCAAUGCCCUUUUAUUGUGAUUGAUUGUAAUGCUUUCAAACACAAUCAAUUGUUACUUUAGAA
Messenger RNA from Arabidopsis arenosa, 617 nucleotides. The record is from the annotation of a GenBank genome assembly. NCBI's taxonomy places the organism in Eukaryota, Viridiplantae, Streptophyta, Magnoliopsida, Brassicales, Brassicaceae.